CAUCGAUUGUACACUUAGUAUUCGGAUGAACACAAUAUAGGCUAAAUUUUUAACAAAUUAAAACCGAAAUUUAUGUUAAAAAUUCCAUAUAAUAUAAGUACGGACAUUUCAGCAAAAGUACAGUUUAUCAUCGCCAUGGGAGCAUCGACGGUUAAGCCCUUUUCUGAAGCGGAAUGCAAGGCUAUCAAGAAGUUCAUGAAGAGUUACAAGAAGCACCAUGCCGACCUAGACGAAGACGAAGUGAAAAGGUCAGGAGAAAAUGCCUGGGGAAAGCUUUUGCCCCAUCAAAAGAAGUAUUUUGAAGAGAGACCUAAAGAAACCCCCGUAAAAAGAAUAUUGCCGGCUGCCAAAAAAAAACGUACUAACCAGAAGAAGAAAGCAGUCCCCAAAUGUCGUUAUCAUUCGAGAAAAAGACCCUUGGCCAAGCCCACGUACACUAUCGCGAAUCCUGCAAUGAGCCACGCCUUCAUAAGAUUUUUGCGAGAGUUCCAAAGGAGGAACGCCACCGGAGACGUAAAGAAAAGGCUGCAAAGAGCAGCCAAGAUGUGGUCAAAACUAUCUAAAGCUCAGAAAAACAAAUUUCGCACGGCGGGAGCGAGCAUAAGAAGGAAUGAGCCCAUCGUUUUUAGAUAAUAAAAUAAGAGUCUUCUGAAGAAUUAACAAGAAUAUGACCUGGACUUCUAAGCACUUUUUACAACCCGACUAAAUAAAUUGUAUUGUAUCAAGCCAACGUA
Molecule: messenger RNA, 734 nt
Organism: Drosophila simulans
Lineage: Eukaryota; Metazoa; Arthropoda; Insecta; Diptera; Drosophilidae
Exons: 4
Coding region: 73-633 (186 amino acids)
Biological process (GO): spermatogenesis; sperm DNA condensation
Source: RefSeq, a predicted model, not a curated record